Paraglomus brasilianum is the source of this 1428-nucleotide messenger RNA. NCBI's taxonomy places the organism in Eukaryota, Fungi, Glomeromycota, Glomeromycetes, Paraglomerales, Paraglomeraceae. The record is from the annotation of a GenBank genome assembly.
AUGUCCACAAACUUUUACGCUCAGCAUUCAAAGAAUUUUUUGCAGCUAUUCGAAAGUGACAAAAACUUUGACCUCAUUUUAUAUGCAGGUUGUGAACAAGAUAGAAAAGAAUUCAAAGUACAUACUCAAAUACUGUGCGCUCAAUCAACAUAUUUUCAAGCUGCAUUAUCAAAAAAAUGGCUCAAAAAGAAGGGUGAUUGUUAUGUUUUUGAAAAAGCCAACGUCGAAGCCGAUGUGUUUGAAAUCAUUCUAAGGUAUCUGUAUACGGGAGAAGUGAAUAUAGACAAGUGUGAUGGAUCUCAGAUUCUCAAAUUGUUGGUUGCAACGGACGAGCUGGAUUUGGGUGAUCUCCUUCAAUUUGCGCAAAUUUAUCUUAUUAAAUCAAGAGAAUCGUUCAUAAUUGAACAACCAGUCCGAGUGCUGGAAUCAAUUUUCCGACUUGAAUCGUGCAAAACGCUUAGACUCUUUUGCCUUGAUGAAAUUUGCAAGAACUAUACGUAUCUGUUCGACUCGGACGAUUAUUUGACAUUGGAAAAAGACAUAUUCGCUCAGAUAUUGCAACAGGAUAAAUUACAUAUAAAAGAAGUUGAAUUAUGGAAAUGUGUUUUGAAAUGGGGCGCGAGCAGACAUCCUGAAUUAAAACCUUCCCCAACAGAAUGGUCGACAGAUGAUGUGAAUCAAAUGAAGAAGACACUAGCCGGUCUGAUUGAGCACAUUCGAUUUUUUGCAAUAUCCGCAGGAGAAUAUUAUGACGAAGUUAGGCCAUACAGAAAGCUAUUCUCUAAAAAAUUAAGAGAAGAAAUGUUGCAAUUUAUUAUGUUGCCAUCCAGAAAACCGAACGAUAUUAUGACAAAAGCUAGAGGCAAACCGUUAAAUUCGAGAUUAGUUGGUUAUUCUGUCAUGGCUCUUAUUGCUGGAUGGAUUGAUUCAAGGAAUACCGCCUAUGACGAGAUUCCCUAUGAGUUUACACUUAUCUAUCGGGCAAGUCGUGAUGGAUUUGAUGACCAAAAAUUUCGCAACAUGUGCUCCUCCAAAGGCCCAACUGUUGUCAUUGCCAAAGUUACGAAUAAUCCAAAUAUAUUCGGCGGCUAUAAUCCUUCACAUUGGCCUAAUUAUAAUUCAGUUGGCUCUCAAUCUUAUAGCAAUACAGAUAAUAGUUUCAUUUUUGAGAUGUCUGAUGGAAAGUCGACCGCAGGAGCACGCAUUGGUAGGCUCGUUUCUGGAAAUAGACAUGGAUACUAUAACAACUACCCCGAUAUGCGAUAUUGCCACAGUCAUGGUCCAUCUUUUGGUAGCGGUUUUUGUAUUCGCGGACGCGCAUUGAGUUCAGAUACUUCAGCGAAUAAUUAUUAUCGGUAUGGAAUUGGAUACAGUAUUGCAAAUGGAACUCUUGAGGAAUACGAAGUUUUUACAGUAAAAAGAGGUUAA